GAAUGAAAAAAAAAAAAUGAAAAAUCAAGUAAAAAAAGUCAUGCUUUUACGAUUUAUGUAAUAGAUAAUGAGUUGAGCAUGCAUACAACUGUGACUUACUUAUUAAAUCAUUUUUUAAAAAAUCUGUUUAAGGAAACAUUUUUCGAUAGAUACGAAAGAGAAGCCAUAAAAAUGUCACUUGUAUUAAAGCAUUUUCUGCUAAAAUAAAAGAAAUUACAUGUAAGGAAGAGGAAUCCUAAGAUUUUUUCCCCUCUCUCUUCUGAAGAAGGAUUUGAAGAGUGUAUUUUACUGAAAUCCCGUAAGAAGAAGUUACAUAUGGAUGAAUUCAACACUAAGAUAAUAUGACUUUCCUGUACAAGACAUUUCUGUACCGGUCAUAAAACUAUCUGUCAAUGGUCUGUUGAAAUCGGGUUGUGUCGCUGAUAAGAAUUACUUCUGCUAGUCGUUACAACAUUUUAAAUGCUAUCUACUAGAGUGAGAUUUGGCGAAAUUUGAUCUUUUUGAUAUAUUGAAACAAUGAACCGGAGAAAAAGCGUCGCUUCCAAAACAGUAAGAGGAGAUAUAUCGGAAAUUUAAAUACAAAAAUGUUUAAGGUAUGAAAAAAUGAAUUUACAAGCAAUAUUUCGGUGAGCAAGCUGGUUGACCAAGAAACUGUAAAGAAAGUUAAAUAAGUGUCAUAAACGCUUUACUCAUCAACAAAAAUAUCUUCUGAGCUGAAUGGUACAGAAAAAGAAAAAUCUUAUGAUUGGAAAAUACAAUGUAAAUAUCGUCUGACGCAUGUAAAACUUCAUUCAUAAAUUUGUGGCAGAAGUUGUAGACAGUUUUGCCCAGCAAUUGAUAGCGGCAAAUUUGCUAUAUAAUACGAUUUUAAAAAGGCUUGAGUAAGUUUCAUGAAAGUAAAGUACUGAAUCUCUGCAAGAAAUCAUUUUCAGAUUAAAGAACUGUAUGUCAGCGAGAUGUGAAGUGAAGUGUCUUCUUUGUAGCAGUAUUUACAGCCACAUUUACUGAUGGACGAGAAACCACAUACUUGCGAUACAAGUUCUACGGCAUUUUCUGAAACUACUGGGAAGGCCAUUCACUGUGAGAUAUGCAAUAAUACGUUUUCUCAAAAGAGCAACUUAAAGAGACAUUUAUUGACACAUACGAAAGAGAAACCGCAUCGUUGCCAAAUUUGCAAUAAGGCGUUUUCUCUGAAAGGAAAUUUAAAGAAGCAUUUACUAAUACAUACGGAAGAGAAACCAUAUGUUUGUAUUAUUUGCAAUAGAGCGUUUUUACAGAAGGCUCAUUUAGAGACACAUUUACUAACACAUACGGGAGAAAAACCUUAUGUGUGUGAUUUAUGCAAUAGAGCGUAUUCUCGAAAAAAAGACUUAAAGAGACAUUUACUGAUACAUACGAAAGAACAACCGUAUCAUUGCGAGAUUUGCAAUAAAGCGUUUUCUCUGAAGGUUCAUUUAAAGCAACAUUUACUAACACAUGCAGGAGAGAAACCAUAUAUCUGUAACAUUUGCAAUAAAGCGUUUUCUCUGAAACGAUGUUUAAAGAAACAUUUACUAAUACAUACGGCAGAGAAACCAUAUGUCUGUAGUAUUUGCAAUAAAGCGUUUUAUCAGAAGGGUAAUUUAGUGAGACAUUUACUAACACAUAAGGAAGAAAAACCGCAGGCUUGUCAUUUAUGCAAUAAUGCGUUUUCUCGAAAAAAAGACUUAAACGCACAUUUACUGACACAUACGAAAGGCAAACCGUAUCGUUGCGAGAUUUGCAAUAACGCGUUUUCUCUGAGAGGAUAUUUAAUGAAACAUUUACUGACACAUACGAAAGACAAACCGUAUCGUUGCGAGAUUUGCAAUAACGCGUUUUCUCUGAGAGGAUAUUUAAUGAAACAUUUACUAACACAUACUGGAGAGAAACCGUAUGUUUGCGAUUUAUGCAAUAACGCGUUUUCUCAAAAGGUUAACUUAAAGACACAUUUACUAACACAUACUGGAGAGAAACCGCAUGUUUGUGAUUUAUGCAAUAGAGCGUUUUCUCUAAAAAAAGACUUAAACGCACAUUUACUAACACAUACGGGAGAGAAACCGCAUGUUUGUGAUUUAUGCAAUAAGGCGUUUUCUCAAAAGAGCAACUUAAACAGUCAUUUACUGAAACAUACGUAAGGGAAACCGUAUCCUUGCGAGAUUUGCAUUAACAGAUUUUCUCUGCUAGGGAGAAGAAACAUUUAUUAAUACACAGGGGAGAGAAACCAUAUGUCUGUAGUAUUUGCAAUAAAGCAUUGUAUCAAAAGAAUAGUUUGAGACACAUUUACUAUCGCAUACGGGAGAAAACCCGCAUCCUUAUAAUUUAUGAAAUGGCGUGUAUUCUCGAAAGAAAAGUUUAAACAACCUUUUUUAUACUCAUUCGAAGGAAACCUCUUGCUUGUGAUGUGUUUUCUUAUACAGGCAAUUUAAACAGACAUUUACUGGCACAUAUGAUCGAGAAAACGUAUGCCCGCGUUUAGUGUUACAUGGCAUUUUCUGAUCAGACAACUUGAAAGAGACUACUGCAUUUACUACAAAUAGACGACAUUUACUCUAAAAUAGAAGAAAUUACAAAUAGACUCCCCCCUUCGAUCUCUGCAUUGUGUAUUAGAGUUCUUCCCCCCCCCUGGCAGAUAAAAAGUAUAAUUUUUUAAAAUCUGUAAAAUAACUUGGGACUAAUUUUUUUAUACACAUUGAAGAGAAAACAUAUGCCUGAACUUAAAGAAUAAAGUAUUUUUUAAUCAGAAAUAUGAAAAAAAAAAAAAAAAAAAACUGAAAAA
Argiope bruennichi is the source of this 2797-nucleotide messenger RNA. Its product is annotated as zinc finger protein 568-like. NCBI's taxonomy places the organism in Eukaryota, Metazoa, Arthropoda, Arachnida, Araneae, Araneidae. Gene Ontology annotation, molecular function: DNA-binding transcription factor activity; RNA polymerase II cis-regulatory region sequence-specific DNA binding. The transcript is spliced from 2 exons. The record is from RefSeq and is a predicted model, not a curated record. Gene Ontology annotation, biological process: regulation of transcription by RNA polymerase II. The coding region runs from base 1008 to 2156 and encodes 382 amino acids.